CUGAGCGGAGUGCUCGAUGACUGCUCCUGCGACGUUGAAAGCAUCGACGAAUUCAACAACUACAAGCUCUUCCCCAAGCUGUGGAAUCUGCUGGAGAAGGACUACUUCCGCUACUACAGGGUCAACCUCAAGAGGCCGUGCCCCUUCUGGCACGAUGACAGCCACUGUUCGAUCCAGGAUUGCCACGUGAAGUCGUGCAAGCCGAGCGAGGUUCCGUCCGGAAUUAAGGGAGGAGAGCACAACAAGUACCUGGAGGACAUUAACGUUUGGGCCAAGGAGCAGCAGGAGUGCGAAGAGGCGAGAAAACUGGGAGCCAUCGACAACACCAUCAGCGACCAAAGCAAAGUGGCCUUCAUCGACUGGGCAAGAUAUGAUGAUUCUCUGGAUAACUUUUGUGAGAUUGAUGACGAGACUUCGCCCGACAUGGAGUACGUUGACCUGCGGUUGAACCCUGAGCGCUACACUGGCUACAAGGGCCCGUCUGCGUGGCGCAUCUGGAACUGCAUUUACGAGGAAAACUGCUUCAAGCCUCGCUCGGUGUACAGGCCGCUGAAUCCACUGAUGCCACCCAAUCGCGGUGAAGAUGACGGUAAGGGUCUAACUGUGGGUGGUAAAUAUUGCAUGUGCAAGGCAAAAAAAAAAACUAACACUUGUGGUAUCUGCAUGCGCUCGCUGUAGCUGACUCGGCUUCCGUGCAAUUAAUUCCCCGUCGUAGACAAAACGUUCACAUUUACCGUCUUAACAUCGUGCCACUUGCUAAACUUAAUGGGUAAUAUCACUGAACGCCGAUGAAAUAGUUGCCCGAUUUGUUUGAGCAUAGCACAAUAAAUCGAGCAAAUUGUUUCCAUAAAAAAAAUAUGGGCCAUCCAGGAAUCUAGUUCGUCAGUUAACGCGACGAAAUCUAUGCGAGGCUCGACCGGGGGACAAAUGGAGAUCCCACCCACGGGCCCUCCCCGUCAGCCCCGUCUACUUCUGCAUUGCCACGCACACUCUGAACUGCUAGCCCAGCCUACAGUGGAUUUGCUGUUUCUGACGUUGGCCCAGCCUAUUGCUCUCACAGUCCCUGCCCACUCCUCUGCCAGCCCUGGCCCUCUCGGCGUAUCACGAGUUGAGCGUGAGGCCGGAAAAAUUUCAGACCGGGGCAAGAUUCUGAUUCGCAAAGGGUUUAAGAGGGGGACACCGAGGAUAGCCUUUUGUCAACCUGGGACAGUCCGGGGCCAAUCCGGGACAUCUGGGUAGCUUUGCUUGACACGAGCCCCUCCCUUCAAUCGUUGACUUAAGCACGAACCGAACUUUGCCAGCUGCUGCUUUUGCAUUGCCUCCUUGAAUUGUUUUGUCGUCGGUGUUUGAGCGUGUUGUACGGUUAACCACUAAUGCUCUAGUUCAGCCCUAGAAAAAAAUGCUUCAUCGUGAGACGUAGGCGCACAGUCGGUGCAUUAGCCCUGUCGGUAACCCAACUCUGCAGUGUAACCUUCCUCUGCUUUCGAGAUCAGGUGAGAUUGGGGUGCACUUCUGGUGAUUUGGCUCGGGCAGCGUAGAUGGAUGUAAUUGCAGAAGCAGCCAUCGUUCAUCUUAUUAACGCAUUGUGGCAGUUUUAAACGGAAACGGAUUACACUUUUCCCCCCCCUGUAAAUGCGUGAAGUUUAGUUUUUAAGCAGAAAACGUUUAAAAUGUAUUCAAGGUGAGAAGGUUUUUAAGGUAAAAUAUUUUUUCCGAGGGCUGUACUAGGUUUAUUGCUUCAAUCAGUGAAACGACUAAUGCACGUAUUUACUACCCUGCUCUGUCGGAUCUGUUUCUGUAUUUGUAUUUUUGUACCUUUCCACUCCCUUGGCACCCCUUCGUACAUUAUGGGAUACCACAACGGCCAGCAGAAGGCUCCGUUAAAAGCCAGCAGCACAGCUAUUUUGUCACUCAUCAUGAGAAAAGUGUGUCCACCAAGCACUCUGUGUCGCUCUGCACGCUG
Molecule: messenger RNA, 1963 nt
Organism: Petromyzon marinus (sea lamprey)
Lineage: Eukaryota; Metazoa; Chordata; Hyperoartia; Petromyzontiformes; Petromyzontidae
Source: RefSeq, a predicted model, not a curated record